GAUGCUGUAUGUAUCGAUCCAGGCCAUGACAAAGAACGAGAACAUCAGGUUCGACAGAUGGGAGACAUUUAUCAAAAAGCAGAAAGAGUCCUCGUCUGGCUUGAUGCUGGUGUGGGUGAUGAGAUUCUGGGUGGACUGAAGCCAGCUGAGCACACCGUGAUGGAGCAGAGCGCGGUCAUGAUAUUGAAAUUCGAGAGAGUGUGA
This is a messenger RNA of Macroventuria anomochaeta, 204 nucleotides long. RefSeq lists its product as uncharacterized. The transcript has a single exon. The record is from RefSeq and is a predicted model, not a curated record. NCBI's taxonomy places the organism in Eukaryota, Fungi, Ascomycota, Dothideomycetes, Pleosporales, Didymellaceae. The annotation marks the transcript as partial.